AUGCACUACAAAGCUUGGGCCUGUAAAAUUCUGGCACCCGAGAGAAGCAACGGAGUGCCUAAAGAGGAGCAGGUGAUCUACGAGGACGAGAUCGGUAGGGAGAUCGGCGACGAUAUGGGGUCGAGAUGGAGGGAGGCGCUGCGUAACGAGGAGCACCUGCAUGGGCCAAAAAUAACGAAAUGGCGCUUGCGCGCGUACGUCGAAUACAUGUCGACUGAAACCGACCAACAGGCGGCAUCGUUGGACACAGGCCGGUCCAGAGUCGCUGGAAGGAAGGCGAAAAAAAGCACCCCUCCGAUGAUGCUGGCGCGCCUUACUGCGCUGACGUGCUUCUGUAGAGUAGAGGCCAUACUCUUCGACGAGCCACUAACGAAACCCUUGGACGACAUCACCGAGGCCCGGCAGCUUCUUGCGGUCAAGCUGCGGCAGCUGCACGACUUUCAGUUCGAGCAGUGCGUCGAUCCACACCGGGGCUCGCUCAAUGAUGUUUACACGGAGGAGCAGUUCCGCAUUCUCGUUUCAGACAUCCUGCCGUACUGGGCCAAGGAGUACUUUCGGGAGUCGAUGAGUUACCCCAGUCAGUCGCUGUGGAGGGCCUUGGCCGUGAGGGUGAUGAUCCUGAUGGCGCAUCACAUGCUGGGCAGGGGGAUAAGCACCCGCGAGAUCCGCUACUGCAAUAUGUUCACUCACGUCAUUCCGCCCAUCACGAACAGCAAGGGGGAAUCGUCGAUCCACGUUCUCGUGGUCGCCUAUCGCAACUCGAAGACCAUCAAAGACAACAAGCUCGGCCACCUGUACCUGACUCGACACAUGGACUUCCGGCAGUGCGGCUUCGGAGCAGUGUUCAUGUGGAUACAUUUCAUUUUCGACCUUGUGCCGCUCCACUACAACAACGAUAAGAUCGUGCCCCCCUUGGAUUUCAACAACCCGGAAAACUGGUCAAAGAAGCACAUGUUCUUCGCCCUCCUCGACAAGGACAAGACCGAGUUGCCGUACGCGACUCAUGCCAAAUGGGUUACCUGGGCGAUGAAAAGCGCGGAGUGGAUCCUGUCGAAAGUCACACAUAUCUUUCGACGGUCUGCGGCACAGAUCCUCGCCGACAAAAACUGUGAACUCGACAACAUCGCGCAGCUGGGUCAAUGGGACAUGAACGAGAUGCGCAGGUCAUACGUCACAGGCACCCCGCGCGGGGCCAUCCAGCUGCAAGCGGGUUUCACGACGGAACCCGGUGACUAUUACCUUGGAAGAUCGAAGACCGAAGUACCCGCGAAGGUCCUGAAGGCUAUCGAGGAGCACAUAUUUCCAAAGGCGGAGCAGUGGCUCGACGAGAUGUCCGGUUUGUGCAAGGAUAUGGAUUUCCAAAAAUGGGCGCUUGGCGUGUACCUGCUUGACAAGUACGGCAUCGAGAUGCGGACCAACCCCACACUAUCGAGAGCCUCAGACGCAUCCUUUCAACUCAACACCAAGCACCUCAUCACGCAACUUCGGGCAGAGGUAAACUUACACAAGGAGGAGGGUGGGAAAAAAGAAAUCAAGAUCAAGGGCCUCGAGAAGAAGGUCGAGCCAUUGGUGCGGGAGAAGGGCGCGAUGCAAGCGGAGUUGGAGGCGAAGGUAGAAGCACUCGCGCUACUGCAGAAAGCGUUCGACGCACUGAAGAUUACCGCCGCGACAAUCGCAGCUGCGAAUGUAGGGGAGAGCGAGAGUGUGCCGCAGACGGCGACCGAAGAAACCACCCCGCCACCACAGCAGCCCCCUCAAUCAACGCCCACUCAACAGAGCAAGGGCAGCCAGCUCGACCAAACAUUCUUCGACGCAGUGGUGUGGCCGUGGUGCACUUGCGAGACCGUGCGGCAGGCGUGGUCGUACUGGGACGGGCCAAGCCCGCUGAACAACGGACACAGUCUUCGACACGCUUACAGGAGGGGUUUCGCCGUCGAGUUCAGCAAGUUCACUCCGACUCCUCCCACCGUUCCCCCCGAUGCGGUGGACCAGCCAAAAGAAAAGCCACCGACCCCAAAAGCUGUCGAGUCGAGAUUGCGGAAGAUGGAGGUUGUCAUGAGGGCCGUCGAGAUGUUCAGGGUCGAUGACAGCAGAGCGGCUACGUCGACGAUAAUUGAUAAGCUUGACUCAAUAGUCACGAACCACUCGAUCAACAUGCUGGCUGAAGGGCUCGUUCUGAAAGAGGAUUCGGGGAAGCAGCUCACGAAGAAGCGCAAAGUCGAGACAGCAGAAGACAACCGGAAGGACAAAGAUCGCCUCAGGAUCACGCGGGAGCUCAUUCGCGUCGAGCUUCGAACCACGAAAUGGGCCGAGAACGUGUUCAAAGACAAAUGGAAAGAGUUCAUGAAAACAUGGGGCGAGAGCCCAAGUUCGACAGGCAAUCAUGACGAGGGGCGAAACUAG
Molecule: messenger RNA, 2403 nt
Organism: Closterium sp. NIES-65
Lineage: Eukaryota; Viridiplantae; Streptophyta; Zygnematophyceae; Desmidiales; Closteriaceae
Source: the annotation of a GenBank genome assembly